Messenger RNA from Pundamilia nyererei, 371 nucleotides. RefSeq names its product serine/threonine-protein kinase Nek7-like. Lineage: Eukaryota; Metazoa; Chordata; Actinopteri; Cichliformes; Cichlidae. Bases 1 to 333 code for a protein of 110 amino acids. Gene Ontology annotation, cellular component: nucleus. The record is from RefSeq and is a predicted model, not a curated record. Gene Ontology annotation, molecular function: ATP binding; protein serine/threonine kinase activity. Gene Ontology annotation, biological process: peptidyl-serine phosphorylation. The transcript is spliced from 4 exons.
AUGCAUGGUCUUGUGGGUACGCCUUACUACAUGUCACCGGAGAGGAUACAUGAAAACGGCUACAACUUCAAAUCUGACAUCUGGUCGCUAGGAUGCCUGCUCUAUGAGAUGGCAGCCUCACAGAAUCCGUUCUAUGGGGAUAAGAUGAACCUCUACUCACUUUGUAAGAAAAUAGAACAGUGUGACUACCCCCCUCUUCCCUCAGAUCAGUAUUCAGAGGAGCUGAGGAAAUUGGUAGAUAGGUGCAUCAACCCGGACCCGGAGAAGAGGCCGGACAUCACCUACGUGUAUGACAUUGCCAAACACAUGCAGAACAUGACGCAGGGCAGCUAAGCCCAGAGUUACGCACACUAUGCCUUGCAGAACUCCUG